Messenger RNA from Struthio camelus australis, 447 nucleotides. NCBI's taxonomy places the organism in Eukaryota, Metazoa, Chordata, Aves, Struthioniformes, Struthionidae. The record is from RefSeq and is a predicted model, not a curated record.
AUGAAGUGUAUAGAGCGUCCAAGCAACUGCGAUAGCUGUGACAAGAACAAGUGUGGCUCAUGUAACAAAGGCUUUUAUCACUUAGGUGGCAUAUGUGUGAGUGAGUGUGGAGCUGGUUUCUUCAGGGAUGACAUCUCCAGAGAAUGUGAAGCAUGCCACAGGAGCUGUGCAAUGUGUGUUGGGUACAGCUAUGAGAACUGCACUGGAUGCAAGAAUAAUUUCCAGUUAUCUUGUGGUCAGUGCCUGAAUCCAAGAAAUGUUCCACCCAAUGGGAAGUUCUGGAGUGCAAAAAAACAGUUACAGUCCUGUGAUCCUUCAUGUAGGACCUGUGACAAAGAUGCUAACGUGUGCACUUCAUGUCCAGAAGGGGAUAUUUUAACGAUUCUGGGACUUGCAAGGAAUGCAGUGGAUCCUGUAAGACAUGCAUGAGAAGUGCCACCAAAUGCC